Messenger RNA from Trichechus manatus latirostris (Florida manatee), 2844 nucleotides. RefSeq names its product toll-like receptor 13. Gene Ontology annotation, biological process: immune response; toll-like receptor signaling pathway; inflammatory response. Gene Ontology annotation, molecular function: protein binding; transmembrane signaling receptor activity. Lineage: Eukaryota; Metazoa; Chordata; Mammalia; Sirenia; Trichechidae. Gene Ontology annotation, cellular component: plasma membrane. The record is from RefSeq and is a predicted model, not a curated record.
AUGGAUUCAGUGCACCUCCUGCCUCCACAGCUCUGGAUCAUUUUAAUUGGGCUUUCUCUGCCAUAUUUGGCAGAGACAUACGGGUUCAAUAAAUGUACGCAGUAUGAAUUUGACUUUCAUCAUGUGUUCUGCAUUCGGAAGAAGAUCACGAACUUGACAGAUGCCAUUAGUGAUAUCCCUGGAUACACCACUCACCUCAACCUGACGCAGAACCAAAUUCAGAUCCUUCCUCCCUAUGCCUUCACUAAUUUGUCUGCCCUGGUGGACUUGUGACUGGAGUGGAAUUUCAUUUGGGAGAUUGGUGUAGGGGUUUUUUGGGGGCUUAAAAACCUGACCCUUUUGAAUUUAGUAGAAAAUAAGAUUCAAAGUGUGAACAACUCAUUUGAGGGCCUGUCCGACUUGGAGACCUUGCUCCUGAGCCACAAUCAAAUUACCCAUAUUCACAAAGAUGCCUUUGUCCCUCUUGUCAAAUUGAAACAUUUAAGCUUAUCGUGAAAUUUUAUGAUGAAUUUUUCCAAUAUUCUUGAAGCGGUCCAACAUCUUCCACACCUGGAAUACCUUGAUCUCACUAAUAACAGCAUCAUCUCCUUGGACCACCACCCCAGGUCAUUGGUAUCGCUGACCCAUUUGAGCCUGCAGGGGAAUAAGCUAAUGAAGUUAAAUUUCUCUGCUUUGUCACUGCCUAAUCUGACCACUCUGGAUGUCUCUCAGGAUGGCCAUCGAGUCAUCCAGAAUGUGUGUCUAGAAACUCUGCCCUUACUGAAGAGCUUGAAUCUGAGUGGCACACUGGUGAACUUAGAGAUACUCCCAGUCAAACACCUGCAGAAUCUAAGGGAAAUGGACCUCAGUAACUGGGACUUUAGAGGCAGACACUUAAAGUUGAACACAGUUUGUCACCUCCUCAGAAACUUACCAAUAUUAGAGACUUUGGUUUUUCAAAAAAAUGCUGCGGAUGCAGGGGGCAUAAAGUACCUUUCCAACUGUACCAGGCUUUUGUCCCUUGACCUGGGUAAAAGCAAUGAUCUGGUUCACCUCAAUGACAGUGAGUUUGAUGCUAUGCCUAGCCUUCAAAGCCUGAAUCUAAAUAAGUGUUGGCUUUCCUUUGUCAGCAACAGGACCUGGAGUGCCCUCCAGAACUUGACAGCCCUAGACCUGAGCCACAACAAGUUAAAAAACUUUCCAGAUUUUGCAUUUUCACCCUUGAGGUGCCUACAAUCUCUCUUUCUCUCUGGAAACCCCAUCACAGAACUUAAUAAUAUGGCCUUCUAUGGGCUGUAUUCAUUGAAGGAGCUCAUCUUGGCUGGGUGCUGGAUAGUAACAAUUGACAAGUACUCCUUUGCUCCAUUUCCAAAUUUAGAGAGUUUACACCUUGGAAAGAACAAUAUUCAGCAUCUGAAGCACAAAACCUUUCAAUUUUUGAAGAAGCUCCAAGUUCUGAUUCUAUCUUGCAACCGCCUGGAAGCUAUAGAGAAUAGUGCAUUUUCUGGCCUCACUAACCUAUAUAAACUUGAUCUGGCAUACAAUAUGUUGUCAGGUUUUUAUGCAGGCAUUUUCUUGGGCCUUGAAAAUCUAGAAAUGUUAGAUCUCAGUUCUAAUAAAAUUACAUAUGAAACCACUAAAAUCUUGCCAUUUCCUCCAUUUAUAAACCUCAAGAUUCUAAAACAACUCAACCUAGAAGGACAAAUGCAUGGGAUUCAGGUUGUUCCAACCAACUUCUUCCAAGUGCUGAAUAGUUUGCAGGAGCUACUACUAGGAAAAAAUCCUAUUGUAUUCCUGGACCACCUCCAGUUUGACACCCUGACUAAUCUCAUGAAGUUGGAUAUCUCAGGAACAAAAGCUGGAGACCGAAGUCUCUAUUUAAAUACUUCUUUAUUCCAUAAGCUCAAAAAAUUAAAAGUGCUGUGCCUGGAAAAUAACAACAUAGAGUCACUGACCCCUGGUAUGUUCUCUGGUUUAGAAGGCCUUCAAGUCUUCUCUUUAAGAUUCAACAACCUAAAAGUCAUUAAUCAAAGUCAUCUGGAGAAUCUGAAGUCUCUGAUGUACUUUGAUCUCUAUGGGAACAAACUUCAGUGCACCUGUGACAAUGUGUGGUUCAACAACUGGUCAAUAAAUACAGAAAAUGUCCACAUCCCUUACCUCCGGAGCUACACCUGUCAGCAGUCAAAUACCCAGAGUUUGUUGAUAGAUUUUGACGAUGCUGUGUGUAAUUUUGAUCUGGGGAAGGUAUACUUCUUCUUUUCCUUCAGUCUGGUCCUCACAACCAUGGUCUUCUCUUGGUUCAAUGCCAAGAUAACUUCAUCUUUAUGGUACGGGCUCUACAUAUUUAGAGCUUGGUACUUGGCCAAAUGGCAUAGGACAGAGAAGGAGUUCAUCUAUGAUGUUUUCGUCUCUUUCACUGCCACUGAUGAGCAGUGGGUAUAAGAGCUUGUUCCAGCCCUAGAAGACGGUGGCCAGCCCAUGUUUAAGCUCUGUCUGCACCACCAGGACUUUGAACCAGGUGUGGACAUCUUUGAGAACAUCCAGAAUGCCAUCAACACUAACCGGAAAACGUGUGUGGUCAGUAACCACUAUCUGCACAGUGAAUGGUGCCGGCUUGAAGUACAGCUGGCCAUCAUCAAGAUGUUCUACAAGCAUGAGGCUGUUAUCAUCUUAAUAUUCUUGGAAGAGAUUCCAAACUAUAAGCUAUCUAGCUACCACAGACUCCGGAAACUUGUGAAUAGGCAGACAUUUAUCACCUGGCCAGACAAUGCCCAUGAAAGGCCACUUUUCUGGGCCCGUAUUAGAAAUGCAUUGGGCAACAAAACUGUGGAGAAAGACAAUGCACAGCUAAUUGUGGCUGAAUGA